GCGCUGCGGGGCGAGCGGGGAGCAGCGGGCUGAGCGGCCUCUGCGCCUUUAACAGCCCGGAGCUCCCCCUGCCCGCGGGCCGCCCGCACAUCCUGCCCGCACUAACCCCUCCUCCGCUGCGCCGAGCCGGGCAGGGCGGCGGCGGCUUCCGCGCCGGGCGAACGGACACAGAGGUGGAGGUAGCGGUGCCAGUACCCAGCUAUGAUGCCCUUUGGGGGGAUCGCUGCCCGGCUGCAAAGGGACCGCCUGAGAGCCGAGGGGGUCGGUGAUCACAACAAUGCUAUCAAGUACCUCAACCAGGACUAUGAAGCCCUCAAGCAAGAGUGCAUCGAGAGUGGUGUCCUCUUCAGGGACCCCCAGUUCCCAGCUGGCCCCACUGCCCUCGGCUUCAAGGAGCUGGGGCCAUACUCCAGCAAGACGCGGGGCGUGGAGUGGAAGCGUCCAUCGGAAUUAGUGGAUGAUCCUCAGUUCAUCGUUGGUGGUGCAACCCGGACAGAUAUCUGCCAGGGAGCUCUGGGUGAUUGCUGGCUGCUGGCUGCCAUUGGCUCCCUCACUCUCAACGAGGAGCUCCUGCACCGUGUGGUGCCUCAUGGGCAGAGCUUCCAAGAGGACUACGCUGGCAUCUUCCACUUCCAGAUCUGGCAGUUCGGUGAGUGGGUGGACGUGGUGGUGGACGACCUGCUGCCCACCAAGGAUGGGGAGCUCCUGUUUGUGCAUUCAGCGGAGUGCACGGAGUUCUGGAGCGCUCUGCUGGAGAAGGCCUAUGCCAAGCUGAACGGCUGCUACGAGUCGCUCUCGGGGGGCAGCACCACUGAGGGCUUUGAGGAUUUCACUGGCGGCGUAGCAGAGAUGUAUGACCUCAAGCGGGCACCGCGCAACAUGGGCCACAUCAUCCGCAAGGCACUGGAGAGGGGCUCCCUGCUGGGCUGCUCCAUCGACAUCACAAGUGCCUUUGAUAUGGAAGCAGUGACCUUCAAGAAGCUGGUGAAGGGCCAUGCCUAUUCUGUCACAGCUUUCAAAGAUGUGAACUACCGGGGUCAGCAGGAACAGCUCAUCCGUAUCAGAAACCCCUGGGGUCAGGUGGAGUGGACUGGAGCCUGGAGUGAUGGCUCUUCCGAGUGGGACAACAUUGACCCCAGCGACAGAGAAGAGCUGCAACUGAAGAUGGAGGAUGGCGAGUUCUGGAUGUCCUUCCGGGACUUCAUGAGGGAGUUCUCCAGGCUGGAGAUCUGCAACCUAACCCCCGAUGCCCUCACCAAAGAUGAGCUCAGCAGGUGGCACACACAGGUGUUCGAGGGCACGUGGCGCCGAGGGAGCACUGCUGGGGGCUGCAGGAACAACCCAGCCACGUUCUGGAUCAAUCCCCAGUUUAAGAUCAAGCUGCUGGAAGAGGAUGAUGAUCCUGGGGAUGACGAGGUGGCCUGCAGCUUCUUGGUGGCCCUGAUGCAGAAGCAUCGUAGGAGGGAGCGGCGAGUAGGGGGCGACAUGCAUACCAUCGGCUUUGCCGUCUACGAGGUUCCUGAGGAGGCCCAGGGCAGUCAGAAUGUGCACUUGAAGAAGGACUUCUUCCUGCGAAACCAGUCGCGGGCACGCUCUGAGACCUUCAUCAACUUGAGGGAAGUGAGCAACCAGAUCCGGCUGCCCCCUGGCGAGUACAUCGUUGUGCCCUCCACCUUUGAGCCACAUAAGGAGGCUGACUUCAUCCUGCGGGUCUUCACCGAGAAGCAGUCAGACACAGCGGAGCUGGACGAGGAGAUCUCUGCAGACCUGGCAGAUGAGGAGGAAAUUACCGAGGAUGACAUUGAGGAUGGCUUCAAGAACAUGUUCCAGCAGCUGGCAGGGGAGGACAUGGAAAUCAGCGUCUUUGAGCUCAAGACGAUUCUGAACAGAGUGAUCGCUAGACACAAAGAUCUGAAGACGGAUGGAUUCAGUCUGGACUCCUGCCGCAACAUGGUCAACCUGAUGGAUAAAGAUGGCAGUGCCCGCCUGGGGCUGGUGGAGUUCCAGAUCCUAUGGAACAAGAUCCGCAGCUGGCUGACAAUCUUCCGCCAGUAUGACCUGGAUAAGUCAGGCACCAUGAGCUCAUACGAGAUGCGCAUGGCUCUAGAGUCAGCUGGUUUCAAGCUGAAUAACAAGUUGCAUCAGGUGGUGGUUGCCCGUUAUGCAGAUGCUGAGACGGGUGUGGACUUCGACAACUUUGUCUGCUGCUUGGUGAAGUUGGAGACAAUGUUCAGGUUCUUCCGUAGCAUGGAUCCUGAUGGCACUGGCACUGCCGUCAUGAACCUCGCUGAGUGGCUGCUGCUGACAAUGUGUGGCUAGGAGCCAGGACAGAUGUGCUGUGACUAGGACACUCCGGCAGGCCAGGCCACCUCCAAGUGCCUCCCUUCAGGUCCAUGGACACAGGAUAAUCUCCCUCUCUUGCUCCAUCCUAUGCUGAGCCACCAGCCCUGCCUCUCAGCACGCCUUGCUCCACCCUCACCCAUGGAGCAUUUCACAGAGGUCAAGGCAGGCAGGGGCUGCCCUUCUCCUUUUCUGGGCUGGGCUUGCUUUCCACCCUUCUCCUCCUCUUGUCCCACCCCAGAAGAGAAGGAGGGCAAGCAGUCUGUAGGUCACUGCACACGUAGCUUUGGGGCAGCUGCAUAGAAACAAGCACAGGAGCAGGCUGGGGGCUAUCCACCCGAUAGGGAGAGGUGGGAACUGUGGAGGGGAAGAGGAGGAGGACUUGUUUUGCUUGUUUCAGUGCUGUCUCAUCCCCUGUGGCAUGUGCUACCUGUCCCAGGGAGCAUCAGCAGAUGCUGCCUUGCUUAGGCAGGGCAGCUGGUUCAUGGGGAGCCAGGGUGAGAAGGUGCACACUUAAUGCCAUUGCCUUGCACUCAUCAGCACUAAACAUGACCAAAGCAUGGAGCUGCAGCUGGUCAGGACGCUGGUGUUCAUUACAUCCUGCUGCAACCUCUUUCUGCGUGGCCUUCAAACUCUCCCCUCACUCUCUGCCCCGCUUUGUCCCACCAUAAGGCCAAAGCCUAUCAUUUGAGCACUCUCCUGCCACAUGCCACUAUGUAGCACAUCCCAUCAUGCUCCUCUUAUCCUGUGCACGCACAGCCAUACCACUACAGCCUUUCCCCAGGGCUGUCAUGGCCUCACCUCCUGCUGCCACAGUGGAAUUGGGCCAAGGAGUGGUGUUGAUGGGUGGGAGGCGUUUCUCCAGUACACGGUCAUCUGUUUUCCUCUCUUCCCCCUCCUUUCACCCUGUUAUGAUCCCUAAAGCCCUCGGGCUCCUUCACUCAGCACAGAUGUGCUCCUGUGCCAAUAUAUUUGCACUUCUCCACACUCCUCACCCCCAAUCUGUUCCUGUGGAUGAGAGGGUGGCUCCAGCAUGGCAGUGGGUGCAGACCCAGCCAAGGCAGGCAGGCCCUUAGCCGCUCCCAGGCCUGCGUCUCUGGAGGCCAUGCUUGCAGCAAUAACCACUCCUGCCCACCUGGCAGGCCCGCUUCCUCUCUUUGUGCUCGGGGCAAUAAACCUAGCUCUGUUGGA
Messenger RNA from Tympanuchus pallidicinctus (lesser prairie-chicken), 3531 nucleotides. It is a transcript of the gene CAPN11, whose product is annotated as calpain 11. The transcript has 22 exons. Gene Ontology annotation, molecular function: calcium ion binding; calcium-dependent cysteine-type endopeptidase activity. The coding region runs from base 202 to 2319 and encodes 705 amino acids. Gene Ontology annotation, biological process: proteolysis. NCBI's taxonomy places the organism in Eukaryota, Metazoa, Chordata, Aves, Galliformes, Phasianidae. Gene Ontology annotation, cellular component: cytoplasm. The record is from RefSeq and is a predicted model, not a curated record.